Molecule: messenger RNA, 1254 nt
Organism: Neomonachus schauinslandi (Hawaiian monk seal)
Lineage: Eukaryota; Metazoa; Chordata; Mammalia; Carnivora; Phocidae
Gene: UROS
Product: uroporphyrinogen III synthase
Exons: 10
Coding region: 287-1081 (264 amino acids)
Biological process (GO): uroporphyrinogen III biosynthetic process
Molecular function (GO): uroporphyrinogen-III synthase activity
Source: RefSeq, a predicted model, not a curated record
UGUGCGCAUGCGCGCGCUCCAGCUGUGAGCGGCUCCGGCUGCGGGACCCCCGGCCUCCGUGCCGCGGCCGCGCGGCCACUCACAAGCUGUCUCCAUGGCAGCAGAGGCCACGUGGUGAGGGGGCCGCCCACCGGCUCCUCUCUCAGGUGGCUGCACCGCAGGCUCGUUGGCACCGCGAGAUACCGCCCCCGACAGGGCGCCCUCCGAGUGCUGGGCACUGUCCCAGCGCCUAGCCUUUCGGGCCUCCGCGGCCCAGCGAGCACCCUGUAAGGACUGCCAGGUGAUAAUGAAGGUUCUCUUACUGAAAGACGCUAAGGAGGACGACUGUGGCCAAGAUCCAUACAUCAGGGAAUUAGGAUUAUAUGGACUUGAAGCCACUCUGAUCCCUGUUUUAUCAUUUGAGUUUUUGUCUCUUCCCAGUUUUUCUGAGAAGCUGUGUCAUCCUGAAGGCUAUGGGGGACUCAUCUUUACCAGCCCCAGAGCAGUGGAAGCAGUGGACCUGUGUCUGGAGAAAGACAAUAAAACGGAAGUCUGGAAACAUUCUCUGAGGGAAAAAUGGAAUGCUAAGUCAGUGUAUGUGGUCGGAAAUGCUACUGCUUCUCUAGUGAAUAAAAUUGGCCUGGAUACAGAAGGAGCACACUGCGGAAAUGCAGAAAAGCUUGCAGAAUAUAUUUGUUCCCGGGAGUCACCAGCAUUGCCUCUUCUGUUUCCCUGUGGAACCGUCAAAGGAGAAAUCCUGCCGAAAAUGCUCAAGGACAGAGGGAUUCCCAUGGAAAGCAUAACUGUCUAUCAGAAGAUCCCACACCCGGGAAUCCAAGUGAACCUCAACAGCUACUAUUCGAAGCAGGGCGUUCCGGCCAGCAUCACAUUUUUCAGUCCCUCCGGCCUUACCUACAGCCUCAAGCAUAUUCAAGAGUUAUCUGGCGACAACAUUGAUCAAAUUAAGUUUGCCGCCAUUGGCCCCAGCACAGCCCGCGCGCUGACCGCCCAGGGCCUGCCUGUGAGCUGCCUGGCCGAGAGCCCCACACCGCCAGCCCUGGCCAAGGGCCUCCGGUUGGCCCUUCAGGCCCCCCGCUGCUGAGUCGGUGGCCCGUCCCGCUGCUGCUGGUGCAGGGAGGCGAGGCAUCGGCGGGGCUCCCCACACCUUUGCCUCGUGCCUCCGCGGAACCCCCAGGACACAUGGGCCCGGCGAGAGCUCCUCUGGCAGAGGGAAGAAAACCAAAUAAACCACCUGGCUCUUCGCGCUGAGUUGUC